AGACGGAGUGAAUCGAAAGCAGAGCGGCCGCCGCUGAUGCAACUCUCUGACAGCUCCAUUCAGCCGGUUCUCCCUCAUCCACGUCUCACUGAAAGAGCAGUUUCUGAGAGGACCCUCCGUCACCAUGGGAGAGCAGCUCAGUCCAGAGGAGAAGUUCAGCCUCAUCACCAGGAACCUGCAGGAGGUCCUGGGGGAAGAGAAGGUGAAGCAGGUUCUUCAGGAGAGAGAGCUGAAGGUUUACUGGGGGACAGCGACCACUGGAAAACCCCAUGUAGCUUAUUUCGUCCCCAUGUCCAAGAUAGCAGAUUUCCUCAGAGCUGGCUGUGAGGUAACGGUUCUGUUUGCAGACUUGCAUGCUUACCUAGACAACAUGAAGGCUCCCUGGGAGCUGCUGGAGCUCCGAGUGAAAUAUUACGAGCAGGUGAUCAAGGCCAUGUUGGAAAGCAUCGGCGUGCCUUUGGAGAAACUACGUUUUAUUAAAGGAACCGACUUUCAGCUCAGCCGAGAGUACACUCUGGAUGUGUACCGCCUGUCCUCCAUGGUGACCGAGCACGAUGCUAAGAAGGCUGGAGCUGAGGUGGUCAAGCAGGUGGAGCACCCUCUGCUGAGUGGGCUGCUUUACCCUGGACUACAAGCUUUGGAUGAAGAGUAUCUGAAGGUGGAUGCCCAGUUUGGAGGAGUUGACCAGAGGAAGAUUUUCACUCUGGCAGAGAAGUACCUGCCUUCUCUUGGUUACGCAAAGCGAGCUCAUCUAAUGAACCCAAUGGUUCCAGGACUGACGGGGGUUAAAAUGAGCUCUUCAGAAGAAGAGUCGAAGAUCGAUCUGCUGGACUCCAAAGAGGACGUGAAGAAGAAGCUGAAGAAGGCCUUCUGUGAGCCAGGCAACAUCCAGAACAAUGGAGUUCUUUCUUUUGUCAAAUAUGUCCUCUUCCCACUACGAGGAGAGUUCUCCAUCAAAAGGGAUCCCAAAUGGGGUGGAGACAGAAUUUAUGCUGUGUUUGAAGAAGUGGAAAAGGACUUUGCUGCAGAGUUGAUCCAUCCUGGAGACCUGAAGGCCUCAGUGGAAGCAGCCCUGAACGAGCUACUGGAGCCCAUCAGGAAGAAGUUUCAGUCUCCUGAGCUUCGAAAACUUACCAACUCUGCCUAUCCCAGUUCCUCGAAAACAAAAACGGGAGGAAAGGGGGCUAAAGCAGGAGGAGGAGGAGGUGGUGGAGGAGAAGACGAUGAGCUGGUGCCCUCAAGACUGGACAUCAGGGUGGGCAAGGUCAUCAGCGUGGAGAAACACCCAGAUGCUGAUUCUCUGUACCUGGAGAAGAUCGAUGUGGGAGAACCAGAGCCGAGGACGGUUGUCAGUGGGCUGGUGGCCUACGUUUCACAGGAAGAGCUGCAAGACCGAACAGUGUUGCUCUUGUGCAACCUCAAACCGCAGAAGAUGCGCGGGAUCGAGUCUCAAGCCAUGCUGCUGUGUGCCUCGAUAGAAGGGGAGCCCAGAAGAGUGGAGCCACUUGAUCCUCCAGAGGGUUCGUCGCCAGGGGAGCGGGUCUUCGUGGAAGGGUGGGAGUCAGGCAAUCCAGAUGAUAGACUGAACCCAAAGAAGAAGGUGUGGGAGAAACUGCAGGUGGACCUGAAGAUCUCAGACGAGUGUGUGGCUCAGUGGAAAGACAGAAAGCUGAUGACCAAACUGGGACAGAUCACGUGCAAGACACUGAAAGGUGGCAACAUCAGUUAAAUCCACACAAACCACUGAACCUGCUGGCCUCACGACAACUUUCAUCCACAAAUCACCAUGGCAACAACAUUCAUCAGGAUUCUUGAAGGGAUGAUGAGCAUCUUCAUGCCAAAACAGACCAACUUGCUUUGACUUGACUGAGAAAUAUGUAACUCCUCACGAUGACAUCACAACAACACCUGCACAGCUGAUCAGUGUGUGGUUCAGUGCAUGACUCGUGGAUUUAAAUGUACAAAAGGUAGAGAUAACAGAGCCUGAUCAGUUGAAGGGCUGCUCUUUUCUUAAUGUACAUCAUAUAGGACAUCUCAUGUUUCUGAAAAGGGACUUAAUGUUUCAGUUCUUUGCCAGAUUAACAUUUUACACUGUUAUUAUUUACCGUCGUAAUAAUCGUCACGGCAGAGGCCCGCCUGCUAAAUCUGUUCAACAGGACUGCUUUUACAGGUUGUGGACAUCAGUUGUAUGUAAAACUCUUUACCCCUCGAGCUAUAAGACAGUUGGGUUUUGGGGUUAAUGCACAAAUAUCUAUCUUCAGACCGUCUUGGAAUAAAAACAACACAUCAUCUGUAAUAUGAAAAA
Messenger RNA from Nematolebias whitei (Rio pearlfish), 2305 nucleotides. RefSeq names its product tyrosyl-tRNA synthetase 1 (gene yars1). Gene Ontology annotation, molecular function: tyrosine-tRNA ligase activity; ATP binding; tRNA binding. Lineage: Eukaryota; Metazoa; Chordata; Actinopteri; Cyprinodontiformes; Rivulidae. The record is from RefSeq and is a predicted model, not a curated record. Gene Ontology annotation, biological process: tyrosyl-tRNA aminoacylation. The transcript is spliced from 14 exons. Bases 125 to 1729 code for a protein of 534 amino acids.